This is a messenger RNA of Caenorhabditis remanei, 270 nucleotides long. RefSeq lists its product as uncharacterized. The record is from RefSeq and is a predicted model, not a curated record. Lineage: Eukaryota; Metazoa; Nematoda; Chromadorea; Rhabditida; Rhabditidae. Bases 1 to 270 code for a protein of 89 amino acids. The transcript is spliced from 3 exons.
AUGGCCGCACCACCGCCACCAUAUAACCAAGCAUAUAAUCCAUAUCCACCACCUCCUCCAGGAUCAGUUUACACAGUUCAACCAGGAGUGCCCAUUGGACAAGGUGUUCAACCAGCAUAUGCAGUAUAUUAUCAGCAACCUCAAACAGUCAUAGUUGAUGAUUGCCAUCACCAUCAUCAUCAUCGAAAUGAAGGACAUGGCGGAGGAGGAGAUAUGUGUUGCUUAGCUGGUCUUAUGGCUUGUUUAUGUUUCCUAUGCCUGAGCAAAUAA